Messenger RNA from Penicillium bovifimosum, 1599 nucleotides. RefSeq lists its product as uncharacterized. NCBI's taxonomy places the organism in Eukaryota, Fungi, Ascomycota, Eurotiomycetes, Eurotiales, Aspergillaceae. The coding region runs from base 1 to 1599 and encodes 532 amino acids. The record is from RefSeq and is a predicted model, not a curated record. The transcript has 2 exons.
AUGGAGAUUGAUACUGUUAUCGUCGGCAAUGGGCCGUCGGCCAUGAUUCUGUCAUACAUUCUUCAUGGCCAUAUCCCUGUAUACUCAUCGGACCCUCCGCAUCCCGAUCAUUUACUGGAUGCUAAGUUGAAGGCUGCACCGGAUCUUCUGAACGCCGAUGUGGAUGCUCUGACAGCACACUUUGAUGCUUCACGUUUGUCAUACUCGACGCAGGCCCUUCCAGUGAAUGUUUUGUUGGACACACUUGUACGUCCAAGUGUUGAUGUGGAUGAGCCGGGCAGCAUCUCCAACGUCGAUUGGCGCUUUCAGCCGGAGAAGGCCGUUCCACAUCUUGUUUUUGGCAAGCCCGCGAAACCCGGAGGCCAAUGGACCGAAGACCCAUUGGGCGCCAGCUGGGAUAUCCAGACAUUGAGUUAUGCGGCAAUGUUGUCCUUGCCCGGGUACUCCUUUGCCGACCACCACAGAAAGACCACGGGCAAGGAGUUACCGUCAUACACGAGACCUACACGGCGCGAGAUCGCCCAUUACUUUUCCGCUUACCCCCAGGCUGUUCGUAUUGAUGAUUCAUUUCGGUGCGGGGUAGAAUUGAACGGCAUCACCCGUACUGCUGAUGGAUUUUAUAUUCGUUCGCAAGAUCUCCACUGCAGACGUCUAGUUCUGGCAAGUGGGAUUUUUUCCGAGACUCUUCCACCGGAGCCGGUACUCCGCCCAUUACUUCAGACCACAUCCACACCUACUGUUCCGCUACUCGUUGUUGGAUCCGGCUUCACUGCAGCCGAUUCCAUUAUUUCCGCCUCCCCUGACCAACAGAUUUUGCAUGUCUACAAGUGGUCACCGAAUGAUCGCCCCUCCCCUCUCCGGGCUUGCCAUCAGCAAGCAUAUCCGGAGUAUGCUGGUGUCUACCGUCUUAUGAAACGAGCUGCCCUCCAGGCCGAAGCUGCAAGUAAGAAUCAGCGACCGAAAUACCGACGCGCCACUUCCACACCAUUCCUCGAAGGCCGAAAUUGGGAAGAGCUCUACGAAGGUCUCCCGAAUGUUGAGAUCACUGGGGUGGAGAUUCUGGGCGACCUGGCAGAGGUGACUUUUCGCCGUCAGGAUGGGACGUUGUUCUCUCGACCUGUGCGUGGUCUCGUCUAUGCUGCCGGUCGCCGAGGCACGCUCGAUUACCUUGAUUCCGAGCUCCGCUGUGAAGUGUUGGGGCAGGACAACGAGAAGGAUCUAGCGAUUACCGGCCAGACUCUCCGUGCGAAAGCAAUCGAGGAUCUCGAGGUUGCUCCCGGAGUCUACAUCAUCGGUAGUUUGACGGGAGACUCCCUGGUCAGGUUCUCCUACGGCGGUUGCGUCUACACCGCUGGACAUUUGAUCAACGGCGAGCGGGACAAUCGGAGUGUCUGCAGCAGUCUUGUGUCAUCUGCCAAACUGCAUGGCUCGUCACUUACGGUGAUGAACGGAAUGGAUGGCCACCUUGUCUAUCCGAAUGGCGAUGCAUCAGACCUGACCCGCGAGGAUACUUUCAGCAAAAUGUCCACUGUCACAGAUCGACCUGCUGUCCGUUGGUGGAAGACCUUCUCCCGCAUGUGGAAUGACUUCCUACGAUGA